AUGGCAGCAAUUUACAGCCUAUACAUCAUCAACAAAUCAGGUGGAUUGAUCUUCUACAAGGAUUAUGGGUCUUCAGGACGGAUGGACACUAAUGAUAGCUUGAGGGUUGCAAGCUUGUGGCACUCUAUGCACGCCAUUUCUCAGCAGCUGUCGCCGAUAUCGGGUUGUUUCGGCAUCGAGCUCCUCCAAGCUGACACUUUCGAUCUUCAUUGCUUCCAAUCACUCACUGGGACAAAGUUCUUUGUUGUCUGUGAGCCUGGGACACAGCACAUGGAAGGUCUCUUGAAACAUAUCUAUGAAUUGUACACAGAUUAUGUCUUGAAGAACCCCUUCUAUGAGAUGGAGAUGCCUAUACGAUGUGAGCUCUUUGAUAUCAACCUGACACAGGCAAUACAGAAGGAUCGUGUUGCCUUGUUAGCCCGAUGA
Prunus armeniaca (apricot) is the source of this 426-nucleotide messenger RNA. The record is from the annotation of a GenBank genome assembly. Lineage: Eukaryota; Viridiplantae; Streptophyta; Magnoliopsida; Rosales; Rosaceae.